Saccoglossus kowalevskii is the source of this 792-nucleotide messenger RNA. RefSeq lists its product as uncharacterized. Lineage: Eukaryota; Metazoa; Hemichordata; Enteropneusta; Harrimaniidae. Gene Ontology annotation, molecular function: zinc ion binding. The record is from RefSeq and is a predicted model, not a curated record.
AUGUCCGCCGGUUGUGGCUGUGUUGCAGCUGAUGAUGGUUCUUGCAAGCACACAGCUGCUCUACUAUUUGCAGUAGCUGAAUACGUAGACAGGCAGACUGACAGGGGAACUGCAGUAAGUACCGAUGAGACUUGUGUGUGGACUAAGCCCCGCAAAACAUCCAUACCAGUAAAGGUGGAAGACCUAGAUUAUCGCAGAGAUAAAACAACACCAAGGAAACCUGGUCCCCAACCUAAGAACUACAGACCACUGAGAACAGUGAACAAUACAGACAUUCUCAGGAUUCAAGAGCAUUUAAAAAGGGUAUGUGAAGAAUCUCAUCCCGGUGCAUUAUUUCUGAAGUUAGUGAAAGAUCCACAACUAUUGCCUGUGACUAAUGUGCCGACGAUGCAAGAGAUUUAUACAACUUACAGAUCUUCAGGAAGUAACAUGAUGUUUUUCGAUUACUUAACCCAAAAUACAACAGAGCAGCAUGUAGAAAUUCUAAAAAACCUUCUUCAAUGUGAUCCUGCAUGGUAUGAAGCCAGAAAGGGACGUAUAACAGCAAGCAUUGCUGACUUGGUGAGAUCAGUGAGAGAUGUUCACAAGUGUGAAACAUUAGUCAGUAAGAUUUUGGGAACUGCAAAACCUAUUGAAAACAGUGCUGUAACUUUUGGUAAAGAAAAUGAGCCGGUUGCAAGGCAAUUAUACUCAAUUAGUGAGGUUAAGAAACACAAAAAAUUUGAAGUUAAUGAGUGUGGACUAAUAGUAAUGAAAAAUAAACCAUUUAUGGGAGCAUCACCUGAUGGCACU